Messenger RNA from Guillardia theta CCMP2712, 2475 nucleotides. RefSeq lists its product as hypothetical. The record is from RefSeq and is a predicted model, not a curated record. Lineage: Eukaryota; Cryptophyceae; Pyrenomonadales; Geminigeraceae. Bases 110 to 1219 code for a protein of 369 amino acids. The transcript is spliced from 2 exons.
GCAAACAUCGCUGCCAGAGACUUGUUCUUCCUGCUGCUCCUUGUUGAUCCCUCUCGGUCAAUCGCAUCCUCGUCUUGAAAGCCCUUCAUCUUCCAUCAACCUUGCGAGCAUGUACUCAAGUGCAAACUCCAUGAGCUAUGACUUCUCGUCGGGGUUUCAUCAAGCCUCCUCCAUCAAGACUCUCUUUCCGGAGCAUCAGUACGAGCCAGACUAUCACAUGAAAGCGCACUCAAAGAGCAAUGCUGCUCCCGAGCGUGAGCUGCCAGCGCCCCUCACGUGGCAGGCGAUGAAGCAAGUGAUGCUGGAGACCCACACGGGCACCAAGAAGGCGAUUGAGUCAUGCUUGGACUGCUACAAGAGCAACCGCAUGUCCGCCAGCGAUGUGCUUGCCUUCCUUCGCUCCAUGAUGUCUCAGUCAGCUACGCUUCAGACUCUCUUCAGCGAGCAGCGAGACUCUCCCAAGGGAGAGCUUGCCUCUGCCGACGACAUGGCAGAGCUCCGCGCCCUUGCUGGAAUUGCUCCUGCUGCUUCCUAUAACAGCUACGUCAACAAGUUUCCUGUUCGUGAUCACACCAGCGCUCAAGCUCCUGCUCCCCUACCAGCCAUCAGCUUCGGAGAUGUCCGCAGCAAGCCGGCGCCUCCUGCCCGCGUGAGGAAGCCCAAGGUUGUUGAGCCAUCGGAUGCUGAGAGGGAGCUUAUGCGAUGGUGGAGCGAGAAGCGCGUGCCCGAGGUCAAGCGUAGGCAGUACGAGACCGCAGGAUGCGUUGCUGGUCAUCCCGAGGGCAUGAAGCAGUCGGCGUACAUGAAGUUUGUCUUUCAACAGCUGCGUCACCUGCUCCCCGCCGAGGGGAAGGCGAAGUUGCUGCAUCUGAUGAGAUCCUACAUGAGCGACAAAGACGCCAAGAGCCUGGGCGACAAGGUCAAGGCCCUUGUCGACGAGUUCGACGUCAAGUGCUCCCUCUCCUUCGCUCCCGAAUGCACCAUCAGAGCUCCCAAGAAGUCGCACGUUCCCGCUGUUGAGCUCGAGGAUGACAUGGAGCCCGUCGCUCUCCCCGUCCCUCCCAAGAGGCCCCUGCAGGCUCAGUGUGAUAAGACCAACAUGCCGGCGAAGCGCAAGAGGACCGAGACUCUGCAUGGUGCGGACCCGCGUGAGUUUCUUGAGGACGACGAUGAAAGCGCCAUGUGCCCGGUUUGCCGCGGGAGGACGAUCGAUGGGUGAAGUGCGACGGCUGCGGCUCUUGGUAUCAUCAGAUCUGCGUGCUCUUCAACGAGGCUGCUCACGGCAAGAGCGUCCGCUUCUUCUGCCGCACCCCCGGGUGCCGCAAGAAGGGCUCCCGCCAGCUCAACCGCAGGCAGCGCAAGCCCUGCUACCCGACCUCUCCCAGCAUCGAGUCCUGCCCCCUCAGCGACUUUCUCUCCUCGUCUGUGCAGGCAGUGGCUCGCCAGGACAGGAGCGUCGUGGUGAAGGUUGUCGCGAACAGUGAGACGUCGAGGGAGGCGAAGGUGCGGGGCAAGAAGGUGCAGGAGAAAGUGAGGAGCAAGACUAUCUGCGCGUUCCAGCACACGCUCAUUGGGUCGGACCUGCUCUUCUUCACCAUGUUCGUCGAAGAGAUCCGCUGCUCUGAUGGCUCGGGGCGCGUGGAAGUGACGCACGUGGACAGCAACGGGCUGUAUGAGCAGAUGGAGGUUGGGGAGGCGACGAGGGUAGAGAGCGCAGUGAUGGAGGCUUACCUGCGCUAUGCUCGCACCCUGGGAUUCAGCUCAGCUCGCCUGCACCUUCAUGCGGGGUCAGACCCUUCGCAGUCUCUCUUCUUCGCUCGCGGGGCUGGCGGCUGGUUCUCCAUCGACAAGGCAGUCGCAGCAUGCUCGCACAUGCUAUCCUGCGCGCAGCAAAAGGGAGUGAUCCACUCAUUCUUGCAGGAGAGCGCCUCCUCCUCCCAAGUGACCCUCCGCGUACUUCUGGGUCUUUCAAGUGGCCGCAUGGAGGAGGAGAAGGACGGGGAGAAGACUGGGCUGGUGGCGAUGAACAGAAACGAGUGGUACAAGCUGCAGGAGGUGAACAACUAUCGGUUCGAGGAGCUUCAGUUCGCCAAGUUCUCCUCGAUGAUGCUCGUCUAUCACAUCAUCAAGGGUGUCAAGCGCGACCUUGGCUUCUCCUCUCUCCGUCCUCACCCGCAGAUGCAGCAGGCGGUCAGCGAGGAGACUCUCAACCUAAUGCCUUCCGUCGCUUUCUCCCCUUGCGGGGAUUGCACGCACAUGCCCGUGAAGCAGGAGGCCGAGUACAUCCCUGCUCCUGCAUUCGAGGGAUGGCAGGAGGAGGCGGAGAUGGGAAGCGGAGAGAUGUUUGGGUCGGAGCUGCUGAGAGAGGAAGAAAGCUUCUUUCAAGACAUGCCUGUUUAUGGCGAACAGAAUGAUCAUGUGUGGGACAGUUUCUUGUUCUAACUUUGUAAACUAAUACAAACUUGUGAUGAACUU